AUGAAAGCAUAUAUGACCUUAGUUGCCCUCCUUGGGGUCGUUACAUCCACCUUUGCCGUCGCCGUUGCCGCUCCAGCGGAAAGUACUCCAGAACCUACGUACGAUUGGGUUGUCCUCGAGAGCGGGUAUAAUACUCCAGUUACUCCCUAUGCAAAUGAGACUGCUGUGGUCGAGGCAAGAGACAACCCGCAAGCAAUUAUGUGCUAUAAUAAAGGCAGAGCUGUGCAAAGAGCAGCCCUUACAAGCUCAAUCGACCACUUCUGCAAUACGAAGGCCAUAGGACGCACCUUGUCUAGUGGUCAAAAUCUCUGGACUCGAUACCUCGAUAACUUCUCGGGAAUCACCGUUUUAGUCUUCAUGGAAAUGACCAACGGGUGCACCUGGACGGUUGACUCGGCUUGCAACAAUAACUUAAGGCAGCCCGUUGACAAGUGUAAUACAGGUGGUGAAAACGGCAAGCAGGGAGGAGAAAUGUGGGACCUCUGCGCGCAUUACAGAAUUGAUCCAGGAGACAGAAACUCCAACGAUUACUGA
Molecule: messenger RNA, 534 nt
Organism: Psilocybe cubensis
Lineage: Eukaryota; Fungi; Basidiomycota; Agaricomycetes; Agaricales; Agrocybaceae
Exons: 8
Coding region: 1-534 (177 amino acids)
Source: RefSeq, a predicted model, not a curated record